CAUGGUAUCAAUCCGGCGACAUCCUCAACAAUCAAAUUGGUUAUCUCCGCCAUUAGUCGCCACCAAUAACCAACCCUUUCGCCACCAGCUUGAAGAUUUAAGGAUUGUAUUAAAAUUCAGUAGUUAAACUGAACGCUUCGAUGACAGAAAUGGAUCAAAAGAUAACAGAAGCUUUGAAGAAGAUGAAUGCUUCGAAAGAAGGAGCCACUGCUAACGUACAGACAUUACUUCCACUUCUGGAGACAUUAAAGGUUCUUGAGAAGCAAGAAGAAGAAGAUGAAUCAAAUUACAGUGAAAUAUAUGAUAGACUUCAAUUGGAGGUCAGUGAAUUGGAGAAGAUGAUACAGAUCAAUGAUCCUGUUGAGAGAUUGAAUUCAGCAAAGAUGGAGCUUGCAUCAAAGCUAAGGGAAAUUAUAUCAUUAAAGCGCCAACGUGAUGAUAUUCCAACACAAGCAGAACUUAUUCAAUAUGAACGUAGGUUUUCAGAACUUAAUGUUCACAUUCAGGGAAAGCUUCGGCAAACUCGUAAAUACUAUGCAACAUAUAACGCUUUAUUGGAAAUAAAAGAACUGAUGUUGAAGGAAACUUCUUUAUUAAACUCCAUGAGUUCACAGUUACAUGAUGCACUUAAUAGUCCUGCUGGUCGAGUAACAUUGACUAGUUCCAUAGAUGGAAUUUCAAAGAGUAUUCAACAGAAGCUUAGAAAUGUGGAAGUAACGUUGGAAGCAGAGCAGAAAGCUUGUGAAGGUUUGAAGAAAAAACAUGCAGCAGCGAAUUUGGAGAAAAGGCGUUGCUAUUCUUUGUUAAAGGAGUUUCAAGAAGAAUGCACGAGGAAUGAGAGACUUAGGAAUCAAACUUCUUCUGUCUGAUAUCUGUGGUUAGAAAGAAUGUAAAGAUUUAUUAUUAUUUUUUUUUUUUUCCAAAUAUAGCUCAUAUAGUUAUACUGUUAGAUUUGUAUGGUUGUUUGGUAUAUGUUGUUUUGGUUUUGUUUUUUGUACCAUAUAUUUUUUAUGAUAUUAUUUUAAAACUAUAAAGCAAAUC
Lactuca virosa is the source of this 1041-nucleotide messenger RNA. The record is from the annotation of a GenBank genome assembly. Lineage: Eukaryota; Viridiplantae; Streptophyta; Magnoliopsida; Asterales; Asteraceae.